Messenger RNA from Sinocyclocheilus anshuiensis, 3747 nucleotides. RefSeq names its product deleted in malignant brain tumors 1 protein-like. Gene Ontology annotation, cellular component: membrane. The transcript is spliced from 7 exons. Lineage: Eukaryota; Metazoa; Chordata; Actinopteri; Cypriniformes; Cyprinidae. The record is from RefSeq and is a predicted model, not a curated record. Bases 644 to 1849 code for a protein of 401 amino acids.
AAUAAUUAAAUUAUUAAACCCGACAUACAAUCAAAAGUAACUUCACGCACCAUCCAUCAGUCAAAUCCUCGCUUCACUGCAAACGCUCUUGUGAGUCGUUUCGUUCCGUUGAUUCGGUUUGGUUUUAGCGGUUGAUUGAAAAGAUCCGAUUCAAAAGAACGAGUCGUUUACGAAAUGGGACAUCGCCAGUCUGCAUUAUUAUCACGCUGUUUGUGGGAAUACCGAACACCAACCCACAAAGCAUUACUGACUACAGAUUUACUCGAUUAUGCUUUGCAAAUACAUCGGUAUUUCUUUUAUCUCGCUCUCUUUACUUUAGCGCAACGUUAGCAUAUUAGCCGUCCGGUUCUACAGCUUUUGUGACUAAAUUGUUAUGUGCUAUUUGCUACUAUCGACUAUUAGCCUAUGCUUUGAAGCAUGAGUUAUGAUAGAUAAUGUAUUUGUAUCAAUUACAUGGAGGUGAACAGGAACAACUUAUGCAUUGAGAAGUGCUAGUUAGCCAGCUAGCUGAGUAGACUGAAGUGCUAUGCAUCAACUUGCUCCUGGUCCUCCUCUCGGCUUUUGGAUUGCUGAUAUUGACAGAGACAUUUAGAUAUUAAAAUAGCCUAAAGCCCUGGCACUUGCGUUACAUGGGAAAUCUACAAUGUCGAGGAUCCUUCUGGGCCUGGUAAUGCUUGCAGGAUGCACUGUUACUGUUGAAGAUGUUCAAGCCUUUGACGACCCGAUCACCAGACUUGUGAAUGAAAAAGCAGGUGAGCGGUGCUCGGGUAGAGUGGAGGUGCGUCAUGGGCAUCAGUGGGGCACCGUGUGCCAGCGUGGUUGGGAUCUGGAGGAUGCCGCAGUGGUUUGUAGAGAGCUCGACUGUGGCUUCGUGUUGGACAUUCCAGGCAGCGCUCGUUUCGGACGGGCCGGUGGAGAAGUGCUGUGGAGGAAUGUGAAAUGCUCGGGUGACGAGUUUGCCCUGGAUCUGUGUGAACGCACCCUCAAUGAUGAUGUGUGUAUGCACAGUGAGGAUGCUGGAGUGGAGUGCACAGGAAAACUCCUAGCACCCACCUUGUCAAUUCAGUCUCGCUUCUACACCUAUUCGGCCGGAGAGGCUGUUCACUUUAAAUGCACUGCCCCAUACUGGCAGUCCGUCAUUGACUUCCAUCUGUACAAAAGAGGUGUGGACACUCCGCUAGUGACCCAGAGAGCAGAUCCCAGACAAAUGACGGUGGAUCUGACUCUGUCAGACUCAGAAAUCUCCCAUCAGGGCAGCUACAGCUGUCUCUACAGGAUACACACCAAACUGGGAAACUCUCCCUCAGGAUUUUCUCCACACAGCAACUUCAUUAACAUCACAGUCUUGGAGAUUCACACUCCCCAAAUCUGGUACAACACGUCUCCUGAGGCCCGGCCGGGUUGGGUCAUCCGGGGCCAUAGUUUUAACGUCACCUGCUCCAUGCAGCCUCAGUAUCCAGGAGGAUCCUUUCAGCUGCGGCUCAUCAGGCCCAAUGGAACCGUCCGGCACUCUCUGCCAGCCCUCGCUCCCUCCGUCACCUUUACCUUCUCCAAUGCCCAGUCCAAUAAUGAGGGCUACUACUGCUGUCUCUACAAGGUCCAGACUGGAGAGCGCACAUUUAUCUCGAGGGAGAGUCAGCCUUUACCCAUCUCUAUUCGAGAAGUAGAUCCGGUGAUGAGCCCGGUGUUCAUCAGUUUACUGGUGUCCAGUUUGACGUUUGUGGUGGCCACGUGUGCCAUUCUGAUUGUUGCCAAAGUGUACUGCAAGAGAGUGAGCAAACCCACUGAACUGGAGCGAGAGAGCAGGACCUGUGUUGACAACACAUACAUUGCCUUGACAAUCAAGUAAUGGAAGUUCUAAAAGAAGGUCAUGUGAAUUGUUUUUUGUUUUUAUUUGUUUUGUGUGUUGGUUUUUUUUGAGGAGGGAUAGUUUUUUCCUAAUCAGGCACAACACGACGAGUUGUGAAUUGUAUCUGUUGUGGCAACAAGCACUAAGACUUGAAUAAAGCCCAAAGUAUGCUUCAGUUUUUAUGCUUACGCUAGGGUAUGUGUAGGUUGCGCAUGACGAAAAUUUUGUCAGCAGCACAGUACAUGAUAAAAUGUGCACACACAGCCCGAUACAAUGUACAUGCAGCUUACACAUGCGCUUUGUCUACAAGGUGGAAAUUCUGGUCUGGGCUAUUGUUUCACAAUCGGAAAUGAAACGGUAGACACCCAUAUUGAUGAGUACUUGUGUGAAGGCAUUAAAACUCUAGUUUAAACUCUAGUUUAAACAAGUACAAAUACAUUUUUAUUGCUCAGUAUUACUUUAGGAGAGAAAAAGCACAGGCACGGGACAAUGAAUCAGAAAGUAAUGAAGGCAUGAUGUAAAAAAGUAACAUCCAUGUGCUGAUUUUUGCAUGUUUUUUUGUUUUCUUUCAGCAACUAGAAACUGGUGACUUGUUGGUGUUUCAGUGGCCUGUCCAAACCAAAGGGAAGAUCGAAGUUUGAAGAACCACAGAAACCACCAUUUCUUACUAGCUGCCAUUCUCUGUCAGUCACAGAGAAACAUUUCCAUUGUCAUUGGUUGGAGGUUUUUCUGGAGAUGUUACUAGAGAUGGAAAAAAAAAUUUCUUUGAAAGUAAAUGCUGACAUCACUAGACUUGAAGAGGGGUGACAUUACAACACAAGCUGUUGCACUAACAAGGUUAAAAAGGGCUUUUUAGUUUUUGGAGGUACCAUGCCUGACCCAUCCUGAGGUCUUCCCAUAUUGUUGCAGGUAAAGACUGUAAAACUGAAAUGUUUUUCUUUUUUUUUUCUUUGUAUUCUUCAAGGGGCUUUAUAAUUUAAAAUGAUGUAUUGUUUUUCUACUAUAGUUCUUAUGUUUGGUUAAUUACAGGUGGGACAGACAGCCUAAGAACAACCUCUUUUGCAUUAGGUCACUACAGGGAUAUGAAAGUAUUAUUAAUUAAUUAAGUGUUUUUACCUGGAUUGUUCUUUUUGAAAUGAAAGUGGGCUCUCUGAACGCAUUAUACACUAGAUCUGAUGGGAUGCUUACACGGACAAAAGAACAAAUCCUCUGACACAUUUCUAAAACAGCACAGGAAAUAAUCCCUGUAUUUACAAAUAUAAACAAUAAUUGAUAACAGUAAUAGUAAUAAAGGUUGUAGUGUGAAUUAUAGGCAUACACUAAAUACUUGAAGCAGCACUACUAUUGUCUAGUGAAGCCAAGAAACCAGCUGCGAACACUACAGUACAGUAUAUACACUCCAUAUUUAAAAGGAAAAGCGAAAUGUAACCGAGUCAUAUGUAGACUGAAAGAUUACAAACCCAGAUAGGCUUGUUCAGUUUGCAUUUAUACAUGUUUUGUACCCAUAAAAACAAUAGUAAAUGAGCAAAAUGCUCAAAUAAUAUUAAAAAAGUUGAGUGAAAACACAGCCGUCACUUCCUGUUACAUCCAUGUCUUGUAAUGUGGAGAGUUAAUGGUUGUAGCUUUGUUGCAGUUUUUGGUACGUGUAAUAAAAUUUGUAGACUUUUAUUUUGCCAUUAAAAACAAAAAUCACAAUUUUGACAUGCAUAGUGUUUUUACUGUUAAAAAAAAUCAUUUGAUAUGUAUCUAAAAGGUUCCUUUUAAUCAAACCUGUAGUUUUUAAAUCACAAAACGCCAGAAACAAUCAGUUCUGGCAUUCAUUUCAUUUGGCUCCAGCAUAUUCAAAUACAUAAUUCAGAGUACGACCCAAAUCCAAAAAUGAUACUUUCAGACAUAUU